Penicillium malachiteum is the source of this 1965-nucleotide messenger RNA. RefSeq lists its product as uncharacterized. The coding region runs from base 1 to 1965 and encodes 654 amino acids. NCBI's taxonomy places the organism in Eukaryota, Fungi, Ascomycota, Eurotiomycetes, Eurotiales, Aspergillaceae. The record is from RefSeq and is a predicted model, not a curated record. Gene Ontology annotation, biological process: replication fork processing; resolution of meiotic recombination intermediates; mitotic intra-S DNA damage checkpoint signaling. The transcript has 2 exons. Gene Ontology annotation, cellular component: nucleus; Holliday junction resolvase complex. Gene Ontology annotation, molecular function: nuclease activity; DNA binding.
AUGCCUGAUAUCAUUGAUUUGAUCUCCUCUGACCCACCAUUACCUGAUGAGUUGUUCCUGGAGAGGCCACGAAAUCAACAUGCGUUGCCUUCAUCCUCUCAAAUCCCUCGACGUCUCUCCCACCUAGGAAUAUUCUCAUCGGACUCUAUCGACGCCUCACUCUUUACUUAUGAUGACUUUGAAAACCCUCUAAAGAAGCGAAGAGUGAGCCAUGAAAACCCUCCACCUCCCAGACAUGCCUCUACGGCCCCUGCGCAAAAAUCCACGAUCCCAGACCCAAUCUCCUCCUUCAACUUCUCCGAUGAUGACUUUGGCCUCCCCCCUCCGAACCCCGCCCCACCCAGAAACAAACCAAGAGGCAACAUGAAGGAUUCAGAUCCUUUUGUUAUUACUUCACCCGCCCCGCCUGGUUCAAAGCGCAAGCCUGCAACUCGCGGAUCGGCCUAUGCAACGCCUGAUAUCAUUUCCUUGGACGAUGAUGAUGAGAUUCUUACGAUGGCUGCUGGGAAGAAAGGUCCGGGGGUCCUAAGUCAAAACAGCAUUGAGGAGUUCAGCGACCCGUUUUCUGUACCAGGCUUUGCAGGCAUGAUUAGAGACAAACCAUCUUCUAAGCCGGUUUUUUCUAGUAAAACUACACAAUUGCUUGCCAGUUUGAAUGAGAAAGAGAAACCUAAAGGAAAACAUGCUUCCAGUAGUGCUGCUGGCUAUCGCAAUACUGCUGCUACUAUGACUUUAUCAGAUUUCUCCAACGAGAUGGAAAAAUCGGCUGAACCACGACGACCAGCCAAGAAGACAGGAAAUAUGACGACAGAAGAGAAGGAGGCCAAGGCUAGAGCUCGUGCUGAAGCCAAAGCGCAGAAAGAACAAGAACGAGAGCUAGAGAAAGAGCGGAAACUGAAAUUGAAAGAGGAAAAAGCGAAGCAGAAGCAAUUGGCCGCAGAUCUCUCAGAGGUUAAUAAGCUCAAGGUUGACAAGAAGGACUCUACGCCAGAAAUGAUUAUCGACAUUGCAUCGUCCUUGGAGGAGUCGAGCGCGGGUAACCAGACAGUUGAAUUCAUGCGACGGCUCGGAGUGGAGCAUACCUUUUUUGCCAGUCCGAUUCCGAAUGUUAUCAAAUGGCGCCGAAAGGUCAAGGCGAGAUACAACGAGAUAGCUGGUCAUUGGGAGCCAUGCGCGCUUCAUAUCCAGCAUGAAAAACAUGUGCUUUGCUUGAUUCCUGCUCCGGAAUUCGUCGACAUGGUGAUUCCAUCGCCCGAUGGGGAGGACAGAGAAACAUUAGAAAUUCAUGUCCUCAGAAUUCGAAGCGCCUAUCCGGACCAUAAACCGAUCUAUCUCAUCGAGGGGCUUACAGCCUGGAUGCGCAAGAACAAAAAUUCAAGAAACAGAGCCUACCAGGCCGAAGUACUUCGACAAUUCAAACCCGCUGCCCCUGAACCUCCUGCUACGGGUCGUGGUCGUGGCAGGAAGCCUAAGAACAAACCAGAGACUACCCCACCCGUUGACGACGACACGAUUGAAGACGCUCUUCUAACAUUACAAGUAACAUACUCAUGUCUCAUUCAUCAUACGAACGCUCCUGCCGAGUCAGCCGAGUGGAUCAAGAACUUCACGGAACAUGUGUCCACUAUUCCCUAUCGGCGGGAACGAAUGGAAGGAAAUGACGCAGCAUUCUGCAUGGAUGUCGGCCAAGUUAAGACCGGUGAAGAUAAUCUGGAUACUUUCGUCAAGAUGCUCCAAGAGGUAAACCGAGUUACAGCUUCCAUGGCGUAUGGUAUCGCAGGACAGUAUCCGUGCGUAACGGAUCUUGUCCGUGGGAUGCAGAUGCAUGGACCUACGAUGCUGGAAGAUGUCAGGAAAUCUGCGAACAAAAAUGGUGGACUGACGGAUUCCCGCAUCGGUCCCGCUGCGAGCAAGCGAUUGUACAAGGUAUUUACAGGCCUCGACCCGACAUCUGCCGAUGUUUAG